Messenger RNA from Pongo pygmaeus (Bornean orangutan), 11245 nucleotides. Its product is annotated as keratin-associated protein 5-5-like. Lineage: Eukaryota; Metazoa; Chordata; Mammalia; Primates; Hominidae. The record is from RefSeq and is a predicted model, not a curated record. The coding region runs from base 7663 to 9567 and encodes 634 amino acids. The transcript is spliced from 7 exons.
CAAUGACGUCACCAGCACGGGACGGCCGGAAGGGCUCUUUGCGCAUGCGCCGCCCCGCCCACGCCCGCCAUCUUCCGCUAGAGAAUUCCGGCUCCUGCCGCAAUGGAGAGGGUGCUCUGGAAGCUCUGGGGUUGGGGUCUCUUCGUCCCUGCAGAUUUUUGCUGACACUGAAGUCAACUAAGAACAAACAUUGCUUUAAAGUACUUCCUCAGCCCCUCCCUGCCUGCUCACCCCUCCCACUGGAAAAAAUAAUAAUAAAUCUUUUCCAGCUAUUGUGUAGAGCGUUUCGGACAAGAUAAUCUAGGACCAAGCCACAUCGGUUCUCUGCUUAACCCACUCCAUUCGACUGUUCUCCCAGCUAUGCUUCCAGAGUGCUCUGUGCAUUUCCAUGAUCAACAAACGAUGAAUAAAUCUCUGAUGUCCAGACAGUUGACAUAAUUGAAAGAAGCCAGGAAGUUCAUCAGAGACAUAUAUGGCAGGUUGCAAUCACCAACAGCAAAACAUCAACUGAGGAAACAGAUGAAUUAGGAAAAAUACUUAAUUUGAGCUUAAACCGUAUUCCAAAUAUGAUGGUAAAUGACACAAGCUAUUCAGGAAUGAGGGCUGAGGAGUUAAAUGUAAGUCAGAACAUAUUUAUCUCUAUUGAGCCUCAUGAAAUGCAGGCAGGAGGAAAACUUGAUGAUUGAAGUAUAACUGGGAAAUCUCUCGUGUGUCAUGAGUAUCUUAGUCACCAUAACAAGAUUCAUAUGGGACAGCAGCAUUUUGAAUAUAGUGGACAAGGAAAAGCUUUCAGCACUGAGGCAGAGAAGGGUCAUGGUAGAGAGACUGCAUGUACUUAUAAUGAAUAUGGGAAAUCCUGUGAUAAGUCAGCACUCUCUUCCCAGAAGAUAAAUGUUGAAUGUAAUGUAUGUGGGAAAAUGUUCUGUAAAAAGUCUAAACUUACCAAACAUCAGAAAAUACACACAAGAGACAAACCCUAUAAAUGUAUUCAAUGUGAGAAAUCCUUCAUUAGGAAAUCAUACCUUGCAAAUCAUCAGAGAACACAUACAUACACGGGAAAAACCCUUUGCAUGUACCAAAUGUGAGAAAUCCUUCUGUCAGAAGUCAAAUCUAAUUGUUCAUCAGAGAAUCCACCCAGGGGAAAAGCCCUAUGAGUGUCAUGAAUGUGGGGAAACCUUCUGCCAAAUGUCAGCCAUUAUUUAUCAUCACCGAAUACACACAGGAGAAAAACCCUAUGAAUGUAUGGAAUUUGGGAAAACCUUCUACCAGAGGUCAGCCCUCAAUGUACAUCAGAGAAUUCACACAGGUGAGAAACCAUAUGAAUGUAAAGAAUGUAGGAAAACUUUCUACCAUAAGUCAGCCCUCACGGUACAUCAGAGAACUCACACAGGUGAGAACCCAUAUGAAUGUAAAGAAUGCAGGAAAACUUUUGCUCAGAAGUCAAAACUUUCUGUAUAUCAGAGAACUCACAUGGGGAAAAACCCUAUGAAUGUAAUGAAUGUGGAAAAACAUUUUGCCUGAAUUCAGUUCUCAUUAUACAUCAAAGAACUCACUCAGGUGAGAAACCAUAUGAAUGUAAUAAAUGUGGAAAAACCUUUAGCCAGAAGUCAAAUCUCAGGAUGCAUCAGGGUACUCACACAGGGGAAAAACCCUAUGAGUGUAAUGAAUGUGGGAAAACCUUCUACCAGAAGGCAGUUCUCACUAAACAUCAGAGGACUCACACAGGGGAAAAACCCUAUGAGUAAUGAAUGUGGGAGAACUUUUAGCCAGAAGUCAAACCUGAGGAUGUAUCAGAGUACUCACACAGGGGAGAAACCCUACAAAUGUAGUGAAUGUGGAAAAUCCUUCUACCAGAAGACAGUGCUCACUAUGCAUCAGAGAACUCACACAGGAGAAAAACCCUAUGUUUGUAACAAAUGUGGAAAAACCUUUCAUCAGAGGGCGAACUACAGCAGGCAUCAGAAAACUCACAUGGGACAGAAGCCUUAUAAAUGUAAUGGAUGUAGGGAAACCUUCUUCCAGAAGUCAGCCCUCACUGUACAUGAAAGAAUUCACACAGGGAAGAAAUCCCAUGAAUGUAAUGAAUGUGGGAAAACAUUCUACCAGAAGUCAUCCCUCAUGAUACAUGAAAGAAUACACAUGGGAGAAACCAUAUCAGUGUAAAGAAUGUGGGAAAAGCUUUUGCCAGAAGUCAACCCUCAAUAGACAUGAGAUAACUCACACAGGUGAGAAACCAUAUGAAUGCAAAGAAUGUAGGCAAGCUUUCUACCAGAAGUCAGCCCUCACCGUACAUUACAGAACUCACUCAGUUGAAGAGGCCUGUUAACAUACUGAAGGUGUGAAAAGCCUUAUUAGCAAAUGAAAUCCUACAGCAUAUCAGUGGAUGCAUACAGGAAAUAAACCCUGUGCAUGUAACCAGUGUGAGAAAUCCUUCAGUCACAAGUCAAGCCUUACUGUCCAUCAGAGAAGUCACACAAGGAAAGCCCUAUGACUGUAGGAGUGUUGGAAACAGCUUUUAGUAGAAGUCAGACUUCAGGAGGCAUCAAGAAAUUCAUACAAGGGAGAAAGCUUAAGAGUAUAAUGAAUGUAGGCUGGGCGCGGUGGCUCAUGCCUGUAAUCCCAGCUCUUUGGGACGCCAAGGCGGGUGGAUCACGAGGUCAGGAGAUCGAGACCAUCCUGGCUAAGAUGGUGAAACCGUGUCUCUAAUAAAAAUACAAAAAAAUUAGCUGGGCAUGGUGGUGGGUGCCUGUAGCCCCUGCUACUCAGGAGGCUGAGGCAGGAGAAUGGCAUGAACCAGGGAGGCGGAGCUUGCAGUGAGCCAAGAUCAUGCCACUGCACUCCAGCCUGGGUGACAGAGUGAGACUCCAAUCUCAAAAAAAAAAAAAAAAAGUGUAAUGAAUGUGCAAAAUCCUUUUGUCUGAAGUAACACCUCAGCAGGUAUUAGGGAAUUCACACAAGAGAGAAAUCCUGUGUGUCAGAGACUGGCUAUGUGUUCUACAAAAUUCACCCUUUUAUCUGUUGGACACACAGACUGCAUUUCUCAGCCCCCUGUUAUCGUGGGUGCAUUAUAUAACAGCUCUGUAGUAGAAUAUGUAUGCAAGUAGCCAGGCGCAGUAGCUCACGACUGUAAUCCCAGCACUUUGGGAGGCUGAGGUGGGCAGAACACGAGGACAGGAGUUUGAGACCAGCCUGACCAACAUCGUGAAACCCUGUUUCUACUAAAAAAUAUAAAAAUUAAUAGCCAGUCAUGGUGAUGUGCACCUGUAAUCCCAGCUACUCUGGAGGCUGAGGCGGGAGAAUGGUGUGAACCCAGGAGGCAGAGGUUGCAGUGAGCUGAAAUCGUCCCAUUGCACCCCAGCCUGGGCGACAGAGCAACACUCCAUCUCAAAAAAAAAAAAAAAAUUAUGUGAGUGAUGAUCCUUACGGGCCUGGCUCUCACACAGAGUGACAUAAAGCCUUCCACAUUUUCUCAGAUCCUGUGGUACCGAAGUACUGAUGACCCCUAUGAUGGCCUUGGGAGCCAUAGGUGGGAAAAGGUGACUGCUUUAAGACUGAAGGAAUUACAUACACCUAGUAUGUCCCAACAAAAAUUAAAAAUAAAAACAUUGAACUGAUUGUCUAUCCUUGACUUACUCCUUUAGGACGUGUGUUGAUCCAUGGCAAGUGGCGCACAAAAGUGUGGCAACAUUUUUUCCGAGUACAGUAGUUUAAUGGGGAAGAACAGUAUUGAAGAACAUGUCAAAGACAGAAACAGACACCUGCUGAGGCAAGAGUCUCAGUCAUAGCCUGCCUUCAUCUCUGAAGGGACCAGGUGACCCACGGAGGGCCUCAGCAGCCUUGUCAUUGCAUGCAAUCUUCACAGACAAGAUCUCACUGCAACCACCUUUCUACAGGAGCACAGGAAACACUGGCCUCCUUCAUCCUCAGGCUGUGGUGCUGGAAAUCACCCGUCUCUGAGGCCCCUCAGGAUCGACUGAGUGACCAGCAGUGAAGUUCGUCCACCUUCUGAAUGAAUGCCAUCAUCAGACGUGAUGGAGCUCAGUGGGAUGCUGCUGCCUUCCCUCCCUUAGCUAGGAUGUCCCUGACAAAGGAUGACACCCAAGCCUCAGCAUGACCAGCCAAACUUGAGGUGGUCAUCUCAGCACUGAUGCUGGGCCAACAAUUAGCCCCAUUUGUACAUUUUUACAAACUUUUUGGCAAUUGCCAAGAAUUGUCCACCUUCCCUCCUCAUUGAAUUGAAGAAACUUCUUGUCUCAUGGAUACUCAGAAUACAAUCAAGGCUAUGAGCAGAGAUGGACGAGGUGGCUACUGCAAUGGAUCAAGGCUAUGAGCAGAGAUGGACGAGGUGGCUACUGCAAUGGAUCAAGGCUAUGAGCAGAGAUGGACGAGGUGGCUACUGCAAUGGAUCAAGGCUAUGAGCAGAGAUGGACGAGGCAGCUGCUGCAAUGGAUCAAGGCUAUGAGCAGAGAUGGACGAGGUGGCUACUGCAAUGGAUCAAGGCUAUGAGCAGAGAUGGACGAGGUGGCUACUGCAAUGGAUCAAGGUUAUGAGCAGAGAUGGACGAGGUGGCUGCUGUAAUGGAUUAAGGCUAUGAGCAUCUUGUGAAGUAGGAUGUUAAAUCUGUAAAUAUCAGAAUGAAUCCAAACUUACCAGUUCAAAACUGGAUUGUAAAACAGCUCAAAAAAGACUGAAAACACAGCUCUACACAUUAGGAGUCUGAGCCAGGCAGAUUGCUUAAGUUCAAGAGUUGGAGACAAGUCUAGGAAACAUGGAAAAACCGUCUCUACAAAAAAAAAUUAUUUUUAAUUAGCUGGGUAUGGUGGUAUGAGCCUGUGGUCCCGGCUUUUCAGGAGGCUGAGGUGAGAGGAUUGCUUGAGCCCAGAAGGUAGAGGCUGCAGUGAGCUCUGAUCACGCCACUGCCUAGGUGACAGAGUGAGACCCGUCUCAAAAACAAACAAACAAAAAUAACAAACAAAAACAGCUCUAAACGAAGGUGGCUAGAAAAGUAGCUCAAGUUGUUCCUGUCUGGUUAAACACAAACAUAAAUGAACUACUUAUGUGCCCAGUGGCUUCAUAAUGCUGAGAGCAAAGUCAAUUAUUCUAGCAGGUUCUAGAAAACUUCAUCAUAUCAUGGGGUUCAAUGAAAAUAUCAAAUCAUAAAUAAUCAAAUCUGAAAGUGAAUCUAGUUUCAAAGACCUCAGAAGCCACUGUGUAGGAAGCUCCUUUCAGAUAGAGACAAGGGAUUAUCUGACUUCUCUAUCUUUCAAUAAGAGAAGAUUAUUUCAAUAUUUGAAUUAAGAUUAUUUCAAUAUUUUAAUUGAAAUAAGAUUAUUUCAACAUUUGAAAUAAAUAAUAAAUUUGAUUAUUUCUCUAUCUUUCAGAUAGAGACAGGGGAUUUUUUGACUUCUUAUCUCUGUUGUGUAGCACAAUGUCCAGAACACAACAGAUAUUCCAUAUCCAUAGUCACACCCUAUGUAUGUGUAUUUCUUUUCCAGCAAGGACUAGAGGUCCUAAGCUUUGUUUGUAUGGUAAGCCAGUGCCCAAAUGAGCAGGAGAAUCUUAGCACAGUCACCUACACACUCAUUUCAAUGCUCUGGCCCCUUAUCCAAGCUAGUCAAAGUGUGGUCUAUGGUUUUGCAUUUUAAGGGAUCCCCGGGUGAAUCUUGUGGCUGUCAAAGGAGGAGAAGCACUGCCCUCAAAAUAUAGAAAAGGUGAACUAAUUUAUCCAGGCAGGCUGGCUAUUUAUUUGUGUAUUUAUUUAUCUUGUUGAUGGGAAAAUUCAAAUUGACAUACACAAUCACCCCUAUAAGGAUUUCAGGUAAAAAACAAAGGUUUAGAUAUCAGAUGUGUUUUACAAUUACCACACCAGUCUUUUUACUACAGCAUCUAGUAGCACAUUUCCAAUAGAUUUAGGUGAAAAUUUCUAUCUCGUGAGCCUUCUGUCAGUGUUUUUAAAAUUGGAUACUCUAUUAGUGGCCAUAUUGAAUCUCUUACAGGCAUCUCACUCAAACUGCAGUCAUACUUUCCAAUAGGCCCCAUAAAAAUCCUUGUUCUGGAGCAAUCUAAUGUAUUUAUCCACCUCGUUAGACACUUAGGUAAGUGUAAUAAUACAAGUUUUGUGUGUGUUUGUGUGUGUUGUGUACCUUGUGGCCUCUUGCCCAGUUUCUGCAACACCCGAAGCUGAUGCAAGUUUAACGUAAAUAACGUCCAGCAAUGUUAGAAAUGUUGACUUCUGUGAGCCCAUCAGGAAAAAAAGAUGAAUGUUAUUGUAGAGGAAAUUUUCAUUCUGGAAAAAAUGCAUACUGUUUAAAUAUUACUUUCAUGCUUUCUGCAGAUAUUAUACACAGAUAUUAUAUUCCAAGGGUUAUGUUUCAAAGUCUUCAAAAAUAGAAAAUACAUUUUAUAUUUCUAGCUGAAAAUAAUAACAGUAAUUAGCCUACCUUUGGGGAAAUGUGAUAAAAAUACUAAUGAACAUCACAACUCAUUUAAAAGCAUAAAAUGUGCAAUGAUUUAAACUACAUGUUCUUUCUAUGAAUCUGCAUAGAAAUAUAGACACAUUUGAUGAAUGCUAUUUAAAGUCUGAGUGCUUUGGUAAAUGAUUCAUCUAUAGGUUGAAGGGAUUACUUUUAUCUGCCUUCAUAGUGAGAAUUAGAUUUCUAUUCUUUAUAAAGCAGGGAAUACAGAUUGUGCAUGGAUUAAAAGCAUUCAAUCCUUAUUAAUAAUGAUGGUAGCUGCGCUGCAGAAAAGAAAGCCUGUCAGAGUAACGUAUUCAGUUUUACAUCAUAAUCAGAGGUAUGUCGAUCUCUGUUGAAGGCAGAAUUAAAAACGCCUUCAACAUUUUUAAAAUAAUAGAUGAAAAACAUCUCAAAGUCACUUUUAAAAUUUGAAUUGAUGAUUCCACAUAACAGGAAAAGGACCAAGAACAUCUUAAAUACUUCACGAUGGAAGUGAUGUUUUAAGUGCAAUUUCAUCAAGGAGAAGUUUUUCCAGAAAGUCUUUUGACCUCAGUAAGAAUCUUAUUUACUCUUGUAAAUAGUUUCUAGUAAAAUGAGAAAGACUUGAUUUUUUAAAAACAAUAAAAAAUUUACAUGGUUUAAUCUAAUGUUGUGAUUUCGAAAGUACUACUUGUGCCCUUAUAGUUACGCAUGUGUAUUUAUACGCAUUUUCUUGGCUCAUUCAAACGCCAAUAAAAUACUUUACUAUCCAGGCCCUUUAAAAGCCAAAUUAAUUUCUAAAAGUGAGGAUUGUAUGUAUGUGUGAGGUGUGCGCAGGUAUAUGCGUGUGAUGUGUAUGUAUGGUGUGUGUGUGUCUGUGUGUGUAGUAGGUUCAUGGGGUAUGUAUAUGUGUGUGUGGUGUGUAUUGUGGGUGUUAUGUGUGUAUACUGUGUGUAGUUUGCGGGUGGUGCAUGGUGUGUAUACGUGCUGUUUGUGAUGUAUGUGUGUGUGGUGUGUAUGUGUACUAUGUGUGGUGUGUGCGUGUGAUAGGUGUGUGUGCAGUGUGUGGUGUAUGUGAUGUGUGUGUGUGGUGCUGGGUGUGUGUGCACUGUGUGUAGUGUUUGAUGUGUGAUGUGUGUAGAAUGUGUGGUGUGUGUGUGCACAGUGUGUGUGGUGUGUGUGCUCUGUGUGUGUGGUGCUAUAUAUACGUGUGCAGUGUGUGGGGAGUAUGUGUGGAGUGUGUGACGUGUGUGGGGAGUAUGGGAUGUGUGUGGUGCUGUAUGUGUAUGUUGUGUGUGUAGUAGAUUCGUGUGUGUUGUGUGUGUGCAGUGUGUGGGGGGGUAUGGGUGUGUGCACAUUGUGCGGUGUGUGUGGGGAUGUGUGCACGUGUGCACAUGGUGUGUGUGCAGUGUGUGUGGUGUGUGGGGGUGUGUGUGCACAUGGUGUGUGUGUGGUGUAUCAGGGGUGUGCGUGUGUGCACCUGGUGUGUGUGCAGUGUGUGUGGUGUGUUGGGGUGUGUGUGCAUGUGCACAUGGUGUGUAUGCAAUGUGUGGUGUCUGUAUGUGGUGUGUGUACAUGUGCACGUGGUGUGUGUGCAGUAUGUGGGGGUGUGUGUGCAUGUAUACAUGGUGUGUGUGCAGUGUGUGGUGUCUGUGGGGUGUGUGUGCGUGUGUACAUGGUGUGGUGUGUGGGGGUGUGUGUGCGUGUAUACAUGGUGUGCUGCGUGCAGUGUGUGUGGUGUCUGUGUGUGGUGUAUGUGUGGGGCGUAUGUGUUUGCGUACAUGGUGUGUAUGCAGUGUGUGUGGUGUGUGCAUGUACACAUGGUGUGGCGUGUGAAGUGGGUUUGUGUGCAGUGUGUGGUGUCUCUGUGUGGGGUGUGUGUGCACAUGUGUGUGCGGUGUGUGUUUGUGAGGUGUGUGUGCGUGUGGUGUCUGUGGGGUGUGUAUGCGUGCACAUGGUGUGUGUGUGGUGUGUGUGCACAUGGAGUGUGUGCAGUGUGGUGUCUGGUGUGUGCAUGUGCACAUGCGUGUGCAGUGUGUGUGUGUCUAGGGUGUGUGCAUGUGCAGAUGGUUAUGUGCAGUGUGUGUGGUGUCUGGUGUGUGUGCACAUGGUGUGUGUGCAGUGUGGUGUCGGGUGCGUGUGCAUGUGCACAUGGUGUGUGGAGUGGGUGUGGUGUGUGUGUGGGGUGUGCAUGUGCACAUGGUGUGUGUGCAGUGUGGUGUCUGGGGUGUGUGCGUGUGCACAUGGUGUGUGUGCAGUGUGGUGUCGGGUGCGUGUGCAUGUGCACAUGGUGUGUGUGCAGUGUGUGGUGUCUGGGGUGUGUGCGUGUGCACAUGGUGUGUGUGCAGUGUGGUGUCGGGUGCGUGUGCAUGUGCACAUGGUGUGUGGAGUGGGUGUGGUGUGUGUGUGGGGUGUGCAUGUGCACAUGGUGUGUGGAGUGGGUGUGGUGUGUGUGGGGUGUGCAUGUGCACAUGGUGUGUGUGCAGUGUGGUGUCGGGUGCGUGUGCAUGUGCACAUGGUGUGUGGAGUGGGUGUGGUGUGUGUGUGGGGUGUGCAUGUGCACAUGGUGUGUGUGCAGUGUGGUGUCUGGGGUGUGUGCGUGUGCACAUGGUGUGUGUGCAGUGUGGUGUCGGGUGCGUGUGCAUGUGCACAUGGUGUGUGUGCAGUGUGUGGUGUCUGGGGUGUGUGCGUGUGCACAUGGUGUGUGUGCAGUGUGGUGUCGGGUGCGUGUGCAUGUGCACAUGGUGUGUGUGGGGUGUGCAUGUGCACAUGGUGUGUGUGCAGUGUGGUGGGUGUGUGUGCAUGUGCACAUGGUGUGUGGAGUGGGUGUGGUGUGUGUGUGGGGUGUGCAUGUGCACAUGGUGUGUGUGCAGUGUGUGGUGUCUGGGGUGUGUGCGUGUGCACGUGGUGUGUGCGCAGUGGGUGUGUGUGCAGUGCGGGGGGGGCGUGUGUGUGCGUGUGCACAUGGUGUGUGUGCGGUGGGUGUGGUGUCUGGGGUGUGUGUGUGUGGUGUCUGGGGUGUGUGUGUGUGUGCACAUGGUGUGUGUGCAGUGUGUGUGGUGUCUGCAUGUGGGGUGUGUAUGCAUGUGUGUGGGGAAAAGAAAGAGAUCAGACUGUUACUGUGUCUAUGUAGAAAGAAGUAGACAUAAGAGACUCCAUUUUGUUCUGUACUAAGAAAAAUUCUUCUGCCUUGAGAGGCUGUUAAUCUGUGACCCUACCCCCAACCCUGUGCUCCCUGAGACAUGUAAUGUGUCAAGUCAAGGUUAAAUGGAUUAAGGGCUGUGCAGGAUGUGCUUUGUUAAACAAAUGCUUGAAGCCAGCAUGCUUAAGUCACCACCAAUCCCUACUCUCAAGUACCCAGAGACACAAAACACUGCGGAAGGUCACAGGGACCUCUGCCUAGGAAAGCCAGGUAUUGUCCAAGGUUCCUCCCCAUGUGAUAGUCUGAAAUAUGGCCUCGUGGGAAGGGAAAGACUUAACUGUCCCCCAGCCUGACACCCAUAAAGGGUCUGUGCUGAGGAGGAUUAGUAAAAGAGGAAGGCCUCUUUGCAGUUGAGAUAAGAGGAAGGCAUCUGUCUCCUGCUCGUCCCUGGGCAAUGGCAUGUCUCCGUGUAAAGGCCGAUUGUAUAUUCCAUCUACUGAGAUAAGGGAAAACCGCCUUAGGGCUGGAGGUGGGACAUGCUGGCAGCAAUACUGCUCUUUAAGAAAUUGAGAUGUUUAUGUGUAUGAACAUCAAAAGCACAGCACUUUUUUCUUUACCUUGUUUAUGAUGCAGAGACAUUUGUUCAUAUGUUUUACUGCUGACCUUCUCUCCACUAUUACCCUAUUGUCCUGCCACAUCUCCCUCUCUGAGAAACUCCCGAUAAUGAUCAAUAAAUACUAAGGGAACUCAGAGACUGGUGCCGGUGCGGGUCCAUACUUUGUCUCUGUGUCUCUUUCUUUUCUCAAGUCUCUCAUUCCACCCAACGAGAAAUGCCCACAAGUGUGGCGGGGCAGGUCACCUCUUCACGUGUGCACAUGGUGUGUGUGCUGUUUGUGUGGUGUCUGUGUGGGGUGUGUGCACAUGUGCACAUGGUGUGGUGUGUGCAGUGUGUGUUAUGAGUGACUGCUUCUCUUAGUAUGUGGACAUCAGUCUUCCAGACCAGCUUUCUCCAUGUGUCUGGGAACAUAAGAAACAAGUUUCUGCAAUAAUUGUUACACAACUUUUCCCGAGAGGGACCAAAUCUCUGUCGUGAGUGGGUAUCUGCGUCAUUGCAGGAGGGAAUGUGAUGUCCUGGCUUGGUUCACACCCUCUGUGGGUUUAGUCAGGGUUCCUGCUGGAUCCCUCACUGUGGCCAGAGAGGGAGGGCUCUGUUUAACCACAGGGAACCAGAAGAGGACUGGUGUGUGGGAAGACCAGGUAAUCAUAAUGGUAUUAAAUAAUAGUGGUAAUAAUACUGUUUUAUACAUUGUAUAUGUCAUAAGGAUUUUAACUUUCAUGUAACAUAAUUGUUGUAAAAAUGUCCCCAGUUUGUUUCGUGCUAUUUACCUGGUGUUGAAAUGUGUAAGAAUUUAUGUUUUAGGUAUGUUAGGUUUAUUCCUUUUUAUAUAGUUUCUGUUUGAAAUUUUGAUUUCAGAAGCCAUUCAUUCUCAAGGUCGUAAAACACACACACAUCUAAUUUUCUUUUUUUUACAUUUAAUACUGUAAUUAACUUUUAUGUAAGGUGUGGGACCAUGAUUCAAUUGUAUCAUUUUAUAUUCUCAAAUCAUUACCCAAUAUUUUAAUAUCAUAAAUGGAAAAAUCGCUGUUUUGUGGGUUUAAAAUGUUACCC